AUGUACAUUCUGACUAUAAACUUUUAUGAUACACUAUGGUGGCUGAGUAUACCUAUAACAAAAUCCGCUUGGGGAUUUUUGACAGCUAUAUUAAACUAUUGCAGCCAUAUAAAUGCAUUUAUGAACUUAUUAUUUAUUUUUAUCUUAUGGUAUAUCGAUAAUAGAUUUGACGAAAUAAACAAGCAUAUGAAAUGUCUAUUGAUGAGAGAAGAAUACGGCUUCCAAUGUAUAAUAUUUAAGUGGAAAGGAGAAAACCUAUUGUUGGUCUACAUCGAUAUACUUUAUGUACUUACAAUUACAAGACAGUUAACAAAAUACAUGUCUUUUGAUAGGCAUCUUCAUUUAGAAUUAUGUCGCAUUGCUCGUGAGUUGAAUUCGAUAUUUGGAAUGCAAAUAACUUUCGAAAUGUUAUCCUACUUUGCAAGUAUAUCAACAAUGUGUUAUGCUUUAUUCGUGAUGUUAGUGCAGAAAGAUAAAUGA
Molecule: messenger RNA, 480 nt
Organism: Camponotus floridanus (Florida carpenter ant)
Lineage: Eukaryota; Metazoa; Arthropoda; Insecta; Hymenoptera; Formicidae
Exons: 3
Coding region: 1-480 (159 amino acids)
Biological process (GO): sensory perception of taste
Cellular component (GO): membrane
Source: RefSeq, a predicted model, not a curated record